AUGAAGGAAGUUGACCCCAAAGAGGAGCACCAUUUCCUCGAAAUAAUGCCCACGCCACUUGCUCCCAAGGAAGGGACAAUUCGUGAGGGUAUAUUGCUAUUUUCCUGUAGGCAUUAGCCAAGUCAAACUUAGCCAUUAACAAUCUAAGGCCACAGGCCAUUUUGCCAUAAUGAAUGCAUCCACUGAAAUAUACUCAACAGUGAAAGGCAGGUUGAGGAUCAGAUCAUUUAUGCUGUGACUCUCUGGAAAUGAGAGCUCCACGAUGCCACUUACCAUGCUGAUUAUUCUUGGAAAUUCCUCCGAAAUGGCUAAUGGUGCAAAGAAGAAAGAGGUGGGGAUAGGAAAGGAUCAGCAACACUGUUAGCCAAUGGCGAGACCUCCAAAACUGUGGUUAGAGGGAAGAAUGUAUCAACUAGAACACUACAUAGAACGGGAACAGAAAACGAACUUGCUGCAAGUGGCAGUCCAUGCUAUUAGCAACAAAACCACGGUAUUUAAACUAUAUGCAAAGCAAGCCCUUGGCACCUCAUACCUUCCCCCUUAUCCCACAAGGGAGGGACAACGGAAGUGGAAGCCGCUACAAUAGGGAAAAGGGCAGUAAAUCCUGGGGUGCUCUCUGUCACAGUUGCUGGAUUCCUGGUGAGACAUUUAUCUACCAAACAGCCACCAGAAUUGACCUUCAUUCCAUGAGGCGAAAAGGAAGAAGCACGCCAGGGUCUAAGCUGUCUGUGAAAGACAGAGAGGACCAGGGAGAAGUUGUCUGCACUGACCGAGAGCCUGGCACAGGCUAUAGGAGAAGAGAAUGGCAGAAGUAG
Porites evermanni is the source of this 815-nucleotide messenger RNA. NCBI's taxonomy places the organism in Eukaryota, Metazoa, Cnidaria, Anthozoa, Scleractinia, Poritidae. The record is from the annotation of a GenBank genome assembly.